UCGUAGUUCCGGCUGAUGACGGAAUUGUGCGGGCUUUGAAGACCAGCACGCAAUAACAACAGCACGCUGGCAUGCUGGAUAAGCAACCAGCUCUCCACCCACUGCUACACGCUCGCUCUUCGCCUGGAGAUGAGAGGCCUGACUCCCUCUGCGUCUCGAAUAACCCUCGUUCACCCGCUAUCCACCCCCAAACGGCCGCCCAUAUCGAGCUUAAAGCACCCCGCCAUCUCCCCUCUACGAGCAAUGUCCGCGACAUCCAGACGCGCUGACCCUUUCAAGCCCGCGGCGAGGGUCGCCGGGCAGAGGCAGGAUGUCUGGAGCAUCGUCAAUGAAGCUGCCGCAGCCUCCCCCGUCCAGCCCAUCGUAAACAUGGGCCAAGGUUUCUUUGGCUACAACCCUCCCCAGUUCGUCAUCGACGCCGCAAAGCAAGCCCUAGACAAUGUCGACUGCAACCAGUACUCGCCCACAAAAGGCCGGCCGCGGCUAAAGAAGGCCAUCGCAGACUCGUACUCCCCGUUCUUCGGCCGCACAAUAGAUCCGGAGAAGGAGGUCACAAUCACAACAGGCGCAAACGAAGGCAUGCUGAGCGCUUUCAUGGCGUUUCUCGAAGAUGGGGACGAGGUCAUUGUCUUCGAGCCCUUCUUCGAUCAAUACAUUAGCAACAUCGAGAUGCCCGGUGGAAAGGUUGUAUACGUGCCCAUGCAUCCUCCAAAGGACGGCGCAACCACGACAUCCUCCGCAGCAGAGUGGAAAAUAAAUAUGCCAGACUUCGAGAAAGCCAUCACCCCAAGGACGCGAAUGGUUGUGCUAAACUCCCCCCACAACCCCAUCGGCAAGGUCUUCUCGCGGGAAGAACUCCAAGCUAUCGGCGACAUCUGUGUUAAACACAACAUCAUCAUCCUCUCCGACGAGGUCUAUGACCGUUUAUACUAUGUCCCUUUUACGCGCAUCGCCACUCUCUCCCCCGAAAUCGACAAGCUCACAUUGACGGUCGGAUCGGGAGGGAAGAACUUCUACGCAACAGGAUGGCGCGUGGGCUGGCUGAUCGGCCCAGAGCACCUCAUCAAAUACGUCAGCGCUGCACACACGCGAAUAUGCUACAGCAGUGUCUCGCCAUUACAGGAAGCAACCGCCAUCGGCUUCGAGCAAGCAGACGCGCACAAUUUCUGGGACGAGUCGAAGAAGGAGAUGAAGGGCAAGAUGGACAAGUUCAACGCAAUAUGGGACGAGCUAGGUCUGCCAUACUCGGACCCAGAGGGAGGAUACUUUGUCCUAGUCAACAUGUCCAAGGUUCAUCUACCAGACGACUAUGUCUUUCCGCCACAUGUUGCAGAGCGACCGAGGGAUUUCAAGUUGUCGUGGUUUUUGAUCAAGGAGGUCGGCGUUGCGGCAAUUCCCCCAACCGAGUUCUUCACGCCGAAGAAUGCGCAUAUUGUGGAGGACUGGUUGCGGUUUGCGGUGUGUAAGAAUGAUGAUGUGUUGGAGACGGCGCAGGAGAGGCUGAGAGGGUUGAAGAAGUAUAUCAAGUAGGAGGACCUAGCGCAGGAACUCAUAACAUCCACCUCUAAGUUCCCCUGCACUAUUCUCUCAACAACAGCAUGUUGUUGCACACUACAGAACAUAAUUUUAUAUAGAGUGGAUAUCCAGCAUGCUAUCGCAUAUCACGGCCAAU
Lindgomyces ingoldianus is the source of this 1672-nucleotide messenger RNA. RefSeq names its product PLP-dependent transferase. Gene Ontology annotation, biological process: biosynthetic process. Gene Ontology annotation, cellular component: cytoplasm; mitochondrion. Gene Ontology annotation, molecular function: L-kynurenine:2-oxoglutarate transaminase activity; pyridoxal phosphate binding. The coding region runs from base 244 to 1530 and encodes 428 amino acids. The transcript has 2 exons. The record is from RefSeq and is a predicted model, not a curated record. NCBI's taxonomy places the organism in Eukaryota, Fungi, Ascomycota, Dothideomycetes, Pleosporales, Lindgomycetaceae.